This is a messenger RNA of Oncorhynchus masou masou (cherry salmon), 3025 nucleotides long. RefSeq names its product ubiquitin-conjugating enzyme E2 G1. Bases 162 to 674 code for a protein of 170 amino acids. The transcript is spliced from 6 exons. The record is from RefSeq and is a predicted model, not a curated record. Gene Ontology annotation, molecular function: ubiquitin conjugating enzyme activity. Gene Ontology annotation, biological process: ubiquitin-dependent protein catabolic process; protein polyubiquitination. NCBI's taxonomy places the organism in Eukaryota, Metazoa, Chordata, Actinopteri, Salmoniformes, Salmonidae.
CGGCUUUACUGUUUUUUUUAGUGCGCAUGUGCCCCAAAAUGAGAACGUUGAGCAAAACAGACUAGAAAAAAAGCACUGGCAUUAUUUAUUGAAAGUUGCUAGCUAAUUCUCUCACCUCGCAAUAUUAGCUAGCUAACAUUUUUAAAUCCAAAUUGUAAAACAUGACGGAGCCUCAGGCAGCACUGUUACUCAGGAGACAGCUGGCAGAGCUGAAUAAGAACCCAGUGGAAGGAUUCUCAGCAGGCUUGAUAGACGAUAAUGACCUCUACAGAUGGGAAGUCUUAAUCAUCGGCCCACCAGACACAUGCUAUGAAGGCGGUGUGUUUAAAGCACAUCUCACGUUUCCCAAGGACUACCCUCUCAGGCCACCUAAAAUGAAAUUUAUCACAGAUUUAUGGCACCCUAAUGUUGACAAGAACGGUGACGUAUGUAUAUCUAUUUUGCACGAGCCUGGUGAAGAUAAGUAUGGCUAUGAGAAGCCUGAGGAGCGCUGGCUGCCCAUCCACACAGUGGAAACCAUUAUGAUUAGUGUUAUUUCCAUGUUGGCGGACCCUAACGGAGACUCGCCUGCCAAUGUAGACGCUGCAAAAGAGUGGAGGGAAGACCGACAUGGGGAAUUCAAAAGGAAAGUGGCCCGUUGUGUAAGAAAGAGCCAAGAGACUGCCUUUGAGUGAUUAUUUAUCAAGCGGCAUCUUGCUUCACUUUUUCAGGGUCUCCAAUUGAGAAACAACAUAGCAAUGUUUUCCUGCACUCUACCACCCUAUUGCAUGGCUGGUCUUCAUUAACUGUCAGAAACCGUCUGGCAACAAUAGGCUGCAAUAGAACAUAACAGCUGUUACCAGAUCCUGACUGAAAACCGCCAAGCAAGUGCCAACAACAAAGCAAAAGAUGAAUAACCAAGUUUUUUUUUUUUUUUUUUUUAGUCUAUGAACUGUAUUUCAGGAAGAUAUUGUAAAGACCUGUAUAUAGCACAGACAUAAAACUGGAUAAUAUAUAAAUUGUCCCUAUCCCAUCCAGCAAGACACUUAGUACCAAAUAAAUAGCGUUUCUGUAGGUAGAAUCUGAGUCCUAUAGAUUCGUAUGUUUUUAUUCCAUUUCUUCAACAUCUGCUCUAGUGUGCAUGAGUUCAGUUCUGUUACAGGUUGCUUUGACGGACAGGAGCCCUUGUAGGGAGCAGAAUGGUAAGAAUGCAAUGCUGUUGUAGAAUCCCUCUAUUGGAGGAGAGCUGCUUUGGUUCUAGAAUGACCGAAAUAUCAGGCCGGAUUUGCAUUUAUGGCAGAUGGACAUAAGGGUGCAUUACACAUACUGUAGCUUGCUUGUCAUGUUGGGUUCAUUCACCUCAGCACUUAGGAAAAGUUGCUGUAAGUCAACAUUUAACAUAUGAAUAAGGUUAUAAAUGUAAGUCUUUAUUUUGGAUUUUAACACCAUUUGGUGCUCUCCCUACCAUGAUUUGUUCAGGUGUGUUUCUUCAGAGAUGGACAUAACCAUUACAAGUCAUGCAUGCACAAAUUGAAGUCAUACGUGUAAGUUUUUAAUUAGUAUUUUUUUCCAAAAAGUGCCUCCUAUUAAAUUGCUUGGCAAUUGCCCCCUGUAAUGAACCAGAGUUUCAGAAAAAUAUGAGAAAUUGCUUAACACCCUGUAAGUUUGUACAACAUCAGCACAAUGUGUAAUUCAAAUAUUGGUUAAAUUUGGUUUCGCAAUAACUUUCCCCUCUGUGUGGUGAACCGUCUUAUUUAAAAAAUUAAAAAUCUGAUUUGGGUGAUGUGGAGAUCUAUUUCUCCUGUAUUCACCAUGAUGAAUUGUGUUGUGUCCUAGGUAGGAUUUGUAAUGCAUGCUUUUAACUUGAGGUUUUCUUGCUGGUAGUUUUGGGGUUUUGAUUUAAAAUGUGUGUAAGAGUGUGUGUCUGUGCCCUUUUUUCUUUACCCUCUAUUCCCCUGAUCCUUGAUUUUCCCAUGGUUUAUUAUUUUAUUCUGUCUGAUGGACUAUUGCAGUUUACUUGCCUAAUGUACAAAGACAAAAUACUGAUGUAUAUUUUCUGUGUUAUGUAGUGAGUUCUUCUAAAAUAAGAUUUAUGUUCCCAAUAAUUGCUGGUGUUUUUUCUUUUUAAAUGAAAUUCAUAUCCCCAGUGUUUUGUCAUAGAAUCAGGCAUGAUUGAUACACACAUUAUCUUCUUUCCUAGCAAGUCAUUACCUGGUCCUGACCAAAGCUCCCUGCCUUUUAUCAUGUGGUGUCUGACCCCUAGGUGAAACAUAUCAUGUACUUGUCAUGCAACACAUUAUGCUAGAUUUAACAAGUGUUAGUGAUAGGAUAUUGUCAUUUGGCACAAAGGUGAGAAUAUUAUAUAGGUCAAGUAUAUUCUGUGUACAGUAGUGCCCCAUAUUCAGAAGAAAGCCAUGUAACAACAUUACACCAAGUGAGGUGUUGGUGCUUUGAUUGCCACAGACUUAUGCCGCGUUCAAGAAUACUCUGAAAUUACUGACUUGGAAACUCAUGGAAAAAUUUGUUCAGAAUCAAUCAAUAGGAAGCUCCAUGUAAAAAAAAAAGUAAAUUUUAACUGAGUUUCUGAGUUGUCUCGCAAUAUCCCUAUCACCCAUGAACAAUUGGCCAGGCAGAGAUCUUUGGAGAACAGAUUUGUCUAUUUUUGGAUGGGUUUCAGGGAGCUGUGCCAAGAACAGGCUCCAGUCUAGACUUGGCAAGGACCCGCAAAUGUCUCCCCCUCUGCAACCAACCAUGUAUUAUUACGAAGAUCAUUUAUAACAUGUACCAGUCAAGAGUUUGGACACCUACUCAUUCAAUGGAACUCCUUCAAGACUGUUGGAAAAGCAUUCCUCCUGAAGCUGGUUGAGAGAAUGCCAAGAGUGCUGUCAUCAAGGCAAAGGGUGGCUACUUUGAAGAAUCUUAAAAUCUAUUCUGAUUUGUAAAACACUUUUUUUGGUUACUACAUGAUUCCAUAAGUGUUAUGUCAUAGUUGUCUUUACUUAUUCUACAAUGUAGAAAAUAGUACAAAUAAAAAUCCUGGAAUGAG